AUGAGUUUCUUAAUUUUUAGAACAAAGAAGUUGAAAUCUUUCGGUGAGAUCUCAAGUUCGCUUUCUCACAAUUAUCGCACACGAGAAACGCCGAAUGCCAAUCCUCAAGAAACGCCAAAAAAUGAGCAUUCUCAUCAAUCAGCAGACGAUGUGUUAUGUGGAAUCAAAGAUCGUAUCCCACAAAAGGUGCGUAAGAAUGGUGUCUUAUGUAUUGAAACGUUAAUGACAGCUUCUCCAGAAUGGCAAGGUUGGCAUAAUGCGAGUAAAGAAGCAGCAUUAUUUGAGAAGUCUAAAGCGUGGUUGGUUGAAAAGUUUGGUGCAGAGAAUGUGAUUGCAACCAGUAUUCACCGGGAUGAAACAACACCGCAUCUCGUGGCCUAUAUUGUGCCAUUAGAUCCUCAGACUAAUAAAUUAAAUGCAAGGAAGUGGUUAGGCGGCCGUACAAAGUUAUCUCAACUGCAAACGGAUUAUCAUCAAGCCGUCACGCAACAUGAUCAAGAUUUUGGCUUAAGACGAGGAAUUGUGGGUUCAAAAGCCAAGCAUACAACCAUUCAGCAGUUUUAUUCUCAGAUCCAAGCACCUAUCGUACCGAAUCAAGCAUUUGAGCAUGUACAAACACAGAUUCAGCCAAUUUCUACACCCGUACUAGCCAAACCGUUAGACAGUCAGCUCAGUGAACCAGCGUGGAUAGCAUCUGUAAUUUAUAAAGAUGUCGCUUCACAGGUAGAUGUGAUCAGUGCCCAGUAUCAACAAGCAAUGCAAGAUAUGCAAAAUGCUUAUGCACAUCAAUUGAAAGUCACCCGUAUAGAAGCAGAUAAAGAACGAGAUGCCCAUCAUCGUGCAAUUCGAGUGAUUGAAGAUGAAAAGUUAAAAGUUGAAGCGUUACAAAAAGAGCUCAAGGUCUUUCGCGAGUAUCAGAGGUUUUUCCCACAAGAGUAUGCUCAACUUGAGGCGCAUAUCCAACUUAAAUUACAAGAACAUCAAAAAGUAUUAGAUCGCCAACAUAGUUCUUCUACAAAAUCUGAUCUAGAUCAUUCAUUAACCAUGCAUCAAAAGCAAUUAAAACAGACAGAGGAUCAACGUAUAGCGUCUGUCAGACAACGCUUUGAACAUAAUAUUGAACAGGCGAAUAAUCUCGCUGAAAAGGAAGUCUAUACACAGAAUUAUGACAACUGGCAGAACAACCGAUCAUUAGAUGUAAAGCAAGUGUUUAAAGAAAUCUCUGAAACGUAUAAAAGUACUCCUUUUUACGUGCUGCUUAAACAAUUGGUUGUCAACCAUUGUCAUGAAGCUUUCUUAGAUGAACAAACCGAGGCACUACAAACCUUUAAACCUGAACAGGUAUUUGCACGAGUCCGUAAUCACGUUGCUGAGAAUAUCAAGAUGUGUCGUCUUGCAGAACAGUAUUUAUAUCAAAGGCAGUUUGAAUUACCGCCUGAGCAUACAGAAUUAAAUAAAAAGAUAGAGACCUUACGCACCUGCGUUAUUCAAACUGAAGAGAUGCUCAGAGAAAAGAGCUUUGCUCAAGAU
Molecule: messenger RNA, 1530 nt
Organism: Habropoda laboriosa
Lineage: Eukaryota; Metazoa; Arthropoda; Insecta; Hymenoptera; Apidae
Product: plasmid recombination enzyme-like
Exons: 1
Biological process (GO): DNA recombination
Molecular function (GO): DNA binding
Source: RefSeq, a predicted model, not a curated record